Solanum tuberosum (potato) is the source of this 1911-nucleotide messenger RNA. RefSeq names its product digalactosyldiacylglycerol synthase 2, chloroplastic. Bases 243 to 1631 code for a protein of 462 amino acids. The record is from RefSeq and is a predicted model, not a curated record. Gene Ontology annotation, biological process: galactolipid biosynthetic process. Gene Ontology annotation, cellular component: chloroplast outer membrane. Lineage: Eukaryota; Viridiplantae; Streptophyta; Magnoliopsida; Solanales; Solanaceae. The transcript has 5 exons. Gene Ontology annotation, molecular function: digalactosyldiacylglycerol synthase activity.
UUAAACUUUAUUCAAUUUGUUUCUGUUAUGAGAUAUCAACUUUUUUGUUCACCAAAUAUGUCAAGUAUGAAAUGUACUGCUAGGAUUUGAGAUGCUUGUUGCUGGAGUUUAUGUGUAAUUGGAACACCAUGAGAUCAAUACCCAAAGCCUUGUAGUUGAAUUUUUCCGUGGUAGUAGCUCAGUUGGUUGACUAGCUAAACUUUCUCCUUGUUGCUGCAAAUAAAUUGUCUUGACAUCCAUAAAUGGAGAAGAAACAGCACAUUGCCAUAUUUACUACUGCAAGCAUCCCAUGGUUAACUGGAACUGCUGUCAAUCCUCUGUUUCGUGCGGCCUAUCUUGCAAAGGAUGGUAGGAUGCAGGUCACUUUGGUUGUUCCCUGGCUGCCGCUGAUAGAUCAGGAACACUUGUUUCCCAAUAAUAUCACGUUUGAUUCACACUUGGAGCAGGAAAAGCAUGUCCGUCAAUGGGUGGAAGAGAGGACUGGAUUUGAGUCGAAUUUCAAUAUACGUUUUUAUCCUGGAAAGUUCUCUCUAGAUAAAAGGAGCAUUCUUGCUUUGGGCGAUAUUACAGUAAUUAUACCAGAUGACGAAGCAGAUAUUGCAGUCCUUGAGGAGCCCGAGCAUCUUACAUGGUAUCAUCAUGGGAAGAGAUGGAAAGAAAAAUUUCGUCUGGUUGUUGGAAUUGUUCACACCAAUUAUUGGGAGAUUGUCAGGAGAGAGAGGAACAUAUUGGUAGCCCUCCUGAUAAAGUACAUUAAUGGCUGGGUAGUCGAUAUAUAUUGCCACAAGGUCAUCCGGCUAUCUGCUGCAACCCAGGAUCUACCGAGAUCUGUGGUCUGCAAUGUGCAUGGAGUUAAUCCAAAGUUCCUUGAGAUUGGGCUGAAAACUAGGGAGAAACAGCAAAAUGAUAACCAAGCUUUCAGCAAAGGUGUCUACUACAUUGGUAAGAAGUUGUGGAACAAAGGGUACAAGGAGCUACUUGAUCUUUUACGUGAUCAUCAAAAGGAACUUCCUGGAUUUGAGAUCGAUUUAUAUGGCAGUGGUGAGGAUUCUGCUGAAAUUGAGGUGGCAGCUAAAAAGUUGGAAUUGGCAGUUAGGGUUCAUCCUGGACGUGAUCAUGCAGAUCCUUUGUUUCAUGAUUAUAAGGUGCUCCUUAAUCCAAGUACCACAGAUGUAGUUUGUACAACCUCGGCUGAAGCAUUAGCUAUGGGCAAGAUAGUUGUAUGCGCCAACCAUCCGUCAAAUGAAUUCUUCAUGCAGUUCCCAAAUUGUCGAACAUAUGAUGAUGGUGAGGGGUUUGUUAAAGCUAUAGUCAAGGCAUUGUCUGAUGAGCCUGCCCCCUUGACUGAUGCACAAAGGCAUGCACUUUCUUGGGAAGCAGCUACCGAGCGCUUUCUGAAAGCAGCAGAGCUGGAUACUCUGCCAACAAAGAAUCAAUCAAAAACUACCACUUCAGAGCCUUUUCUCUCUACAUCACUAAACUUAACCAAAAAACUCGAGGAUGCAUCAGCAUUAGUUCACUUCGUAGGGACUGGAUUUCUGAGCUCACAACCUGAUGAAGAGCAAUGUAAAGAACUCGGCUUGAAAGUUCCUCCAAAGAGAACAGGCUUUUCUUCUGGAAAAUGGAUCUAAGACUGAGUCCAGAGUCUGGCAAGGCACAUAAUUUCGUCGUUACUGAUUGUAGUAUUGCUUGUGUUUGACUGCCAAGAAUAAUUUAGGAGUAACUUUUGUUGUUGUAAUGAAGGGUUUAAGGUGUUAGGUGUUGUAUAUUAAGUAGCCGAUUCCAACUUAUUUGGGAUUUGAGGCACUGAUGAUUGAUAGUAAGAAAUAUUAUUCUCUUGUACAUACUAUCUAGGUGGCUUUAUUCAACUUUAUUUAUUUGGAGAAAGGACUAAUCAACCAUUGUUGGUCU